CGGGAAGGGAAAUCCGAAAAGGCCGAGAGUAUAGAAGCGCGCCGGAAUUCGACUCGGAAGCGUCGAUGAGAUGACGGAGGUGGUGGAGGACGACGCCGAGUUCCUCUCGCUGGUGGAAGCGGCGGAGGCUGCGGCGGUCGGAGGCAGCGCCAAGCGGCAGAAGCUCUCCUCCGUCGCUAGCAUCCCCGCCACCGAGGAGGGCUCCUAUAUGGCCGCGCUCAGAGGCAGCCAUAGCUCCCUCUGGCAGCAGCAGCAGCAGCAGUUGAAGCUCAGCCAAAAGAAGGGAAACAACAGCGGUGGCCUACGAACCGGCAGCAACCCACCGCAUUCGUCAUCCUCGACCACUGGCGGCGCCUGCUUCAAGUGCGGCAUGGCCGGCCACUGGGCGAGGGACUGCGACGCCGCGCGCGGAAGGGAACGGGGAGAAGGAUCGGUUUCCGGAGGCGGUUUUGUUGGCAGAGAGGACGACGGGGUGCCACAGAAGGCGUGCCCUUGUGGGUCGGGGACAUGUUUGGUACGCACUUCUAACACGGCCAAGAAUCCAGGGAGGAAGUUCUAUACUUGCCCUCUCAAACUGGACAAUGGAGGCUGCAAUUUUUUUGAAUGGUGUGAUAAUCAAUCGUCAAGUCUCUCUUCUUCUCGAAAACCCUUGAAUCAUCAACCUAGCUUGUCAGUUCCAGGCCUUCAAUGCCCAUGUGGUGCUGGCUCUUGCUUAGUGCUAGUCACAAAAGCCGGAAAGAAUGUGGGUCAGCAGUAUUACCGUUGUCCACUGGAUGAGGGGACUGGAUCCUGUGGCUUUUUUAAAUGGUGCAAUGGCAAGGACACCACCACCACUGAACACACGUUUGGUUCUGAAAAUCCUGUUACAUGUGAAAAUUCAAGCAGCAAGCUCUUUGGUGACAGGAGCAGUUCAUCUUGUUUCAAACGUGGGCAAGCUGGCCAGUGGUCCAGGGAGUGCACCAAGCAGUCAUCAGAUAAUUAUUACAUGGAGACAGGGGUAAAGCAUCUUGGUUCCACAGCCUCCGCAUGUUUCAAGUGUGGUAAGUCUGGUCACUGGGCUCGAGAGUGCCCUUCUAAAUGACCUUGGCGCUGCAUCUGGCGCUUCCAGGAGGACAAAAGCUUAUCAUAUCUAGGAGAGUUGAUCUUUGAUUUGGAGUGUCCAUGUUAACUGAAUCAAGCACUGUCUCUCCCUCUCCCUCGCGACGAGGCAAAGGUACAGAUAAAGAAAGAGACAUGUACCGAAUAAGUUUCUCUUGCUAUUUAUAUGUGCAUGUUUUUGGUGAUGCAGCAAUUGCCGUCACAUGUUUACGCACAACUCCAAUGUGAUGACACGAAGGGGGGUGGCAUGUCUUGUCCAAAUACUUCUCACAUGAUAACAACGGGCUCAGUGGGGACAAUGGAUUGUUGCCUCGUCGACAAAUCCCACACUUU
This is a messenger RNA of Musa acuminata subsp. malaccensis (wild Malaysian banana), 1431 nucleotides long. RefSeq lists its product as uncharacterized. Gene Ontology annotation, molecular function: zinc ion binding; nucleic acid binding. The record is from RefSeq and is a predicted model, not a curated record. NCBI's taxonomy places the organism in Eukaryota, Viridiplantae, Streptophyta, Magnoliopsida, Zingiberales, Musaceae.